Molecule: messenger RNA, 343 nt
Organism: Trachymyrmex cornetzi
Lineage: Eukaryota; Metazoa; Arthropoda; Insecta; Hymenoptera; Formicidae
Exons: 2
Coding region: 12-323 (103 amino acids)
Source: RefSeq, a predicted model, not a curated record
UCUGUCGUGUGAUGAAAUCGGCGCGCGCGCGACGUACCCCCGACGUAUCACCGAUGACGGGGUACGACGGGGUGCGAGGACGAGCACCGACCCGGGACCGUGGUCAUCACGCCGACGAUGACGACGACGACGACGAUGACGGUGCUAGCUUGCUGCUGCUGCCUUCUCCUUCCUGUACCAAUCUCGGCGCGCGCAUUUCGUACUCUCUGGAUCUGCCCAUUCAUGCCGCUCCCGUCUGCCUAGCUGCCGAGGACAUUGGUCCUGUCCUCGUGCGAAAAGGGGAACAUUUCGGUGCACCGGCGGGUGCAGCUUUAGGAUUUUAAAGGCGUUUCAACUUGUUUAC